AUGAGCAACACACCCUUCAGGCUGUUUCGAUGCAGCCCCGCGUUUCAGCGACGGCGUUUGUCAACCUCAGCUGCACGACAUCCGUCCGGAUACGACAGCACUAUUCGCAACUUGCGUCUAGACAAAAACACAAAAGUAAUUUUUCAAGGGUUUACAGGAAAAGCAGCAACUGCCAAUGCAAGAGAUACCAUUGCCUAUGGAACUAAUAUCGUAGGUGGUGUCUCGCCUGGUAAAGGCAGCUCUACACAUCUGAAUUUGCCAGUUUUUAAUACUGUUCACGAGGCUAUGAGAGUUGUCAAGCCUCAUGUUAGUGCUGUUUUUGUCCCUGCGCAAUUUGCAGCGAAAGCAAUCAUAGAAUCCAUAGAAGCCGAAGUUCCACUCGUCGUCUCAGUAGCGGAACAUAUUCCAGUACAUGACAUGUUACGGGUUCAUGAGAUACUUCGCACUCAGAGUAAGACUCGCUUAGUAGGUCCAAACUGCCCUGGAAUCAUUGCUCCAGAACAGUGCCGAGUUGGCAUCAUGCCAUAUAAGCAGUACAAAAAGGGCAGUAUAGGUAUUGUCUCCAAAUCUGGGACCUUAAGCUAUGAGGCUGUUGGUGCGACAACAUCAGCAGGAUUGGGGCAGAGCAUCGUGCUAGGGAUGGGAGGAGACUUGCUACCAGGAACUACGCUGGCUGAUGGCCUCAGUUUAUUUUUCGAAGACGAAGAGACGAAGGGCAUCAUAGUCAUUGGAGAGAUUGGCGGGGAAGCAGAGCUCAGAGCAGCAGACUUAAUCCGAGAAUAUCGCAAGUCAAAUCGUCGUCCGAAACCGAUCGUGGCAAUGGUUGCCGGACGGACAGCUCCGCAUGGAAGGACAAUGGGCCAUGCGGGAGCAGUGCUCACGUCCAGGGAUGUGCCUGCAGAGAUCAAGGCGAGAGCACUUGGAGACGCCGGGGCAGUCAUUGUACCGCAUCCAGGAGUAAUGGGAGAGGCUAUGAAGAGACUUCUUGAGACAUAA
Trichoderma gamsii is the source of this 996-nucleotide messenger RNA. RefSeq names its product succinate-CoA ligase. The record is from RefSeq and is a predicted model, not a curated record. The transcript has 5 exons. The coding region runs from base 1 to 996 and encodes 331 amino acids. Gene Ontology annotation, cellular component: succinate-CoA ligase complex (ADP-forming); mitochondrion. Lineage: Eukaryota; Fungi; Ascomycota; Sordariomycetes; Hypocreales; Hypocreaceae. Gene Ontology annotation, molecular function: succinate-CoA ligase (ADP-forming) activity; succinate-CoA ligase (GDP-forming) activity. Gene Ontology annotation, biological process: tricarboxylic acid cycle.